Molecule: messenger RNA, 1857 nt
Organism: Leptosia nina
Lineage: Eukaryota; Metazoa; Arthropoda; Insecta; Lepidoptera; Pieridae
Source: the annotation of a GenBank genome assembly
AUGUCAUGGUUAUUUGGAUACAGCCGUCCACCUCAGACACCAACAGAUUUACCUCCACCUCCGGGAGAAAAUGCUGCAGAGCCACCGCCAAAUUUAACCAAAGCUGAAAAAAAAGCCAUGGAAGCCUAUAGGUUUGAUUCGAGUGCUUUAGAACGAGCUGCACAAGCUGCCCGCGAGCUGGAACGGUCAAAACACUCAAAGGAAGCACUAGAGCUGAGCAAACUUCAAGAGUCCACUCGUCAGCAAGAGCAAUUGGCUAAAAUCAAAGAGUAUGAGGCAGCUAUUGAACAGUCAAAGGUGGAACAAAAAAGAAUCGACCAUGAAGAAAGACGGAAGACCCUGCAGGAAGAAACUAAACAACACCAAGUCCGGGCUCAAUAUCAAGAUCAGCUGUCAAAGAAACGGUACGAAGAGCAGUUGGCACAACAGCAGAGGUCACAAGAGGAGAUACUGAGAAAGCAAGAAGAAAGUGUAGCCAAACAGGAGGCGCUUCGCCGUGCAACUAUAGAGCAUGAAAUGGAGUUAAGAGAAAAGAAUAAACUCAAGGCCAUAGAGGCAGAGGCGAGAGCUAGAGCAAAGGCAGACAGAGAGAAUAGAGAUAUAACACUUGAACAGAUUAAGCUGAAAGCUGCUGAAAACAGAACUACGAUAUUGGAGAGUAUAAAGACUGCAGGCAGUGUCAUUGGUACCGGUGUGAAUGCACUUAUAACGGACUGGGAUAAAACACUGGCAGCAGCUGGUGGGCUUUCCUUGUUGGCACUCGGUGUAUACACAGCAAGGGGUGCAACUUCGGUGACUGCUAGAUUCAUUGAAUCCAGGAUUGGUAAACCGACGUUGGUGAAUGAGACUUCAAGGUUUUCAGUGCUGGAAGCCGUAAAACACCCAAUCCUGACGGUUUCUAGGGCCGUAUCUCACUUCCGGAAUCCCUCAGACGCGCUUGCGGGAGUUGUCCUUGCACCUAAUCUAGAAAAGCGGUUGAGAGAUAUCGCCAUAGCGACGAAGAACACACGCCUCAAUGGAGGCUUCUAUAGAAAUCUGUUAAUGUAUGGACCUCCAGGAACAGGGAAGACAUUGUUUUCGAAGAAAUUGGCCAAGCAUUCCGGAAUGGAGUACGCAAUUAUGACGGGCGGUGAUGUCGCACCUAUGGGCAAAGACGCCGUAGCAUCUAUACACAAAGUAUUCGACUGGGCUAACACGAGUAGAAAAGGUGUACUCUUGUUCAUCGACGAAGCGGACGCGUUUCUAAGGAAGCGUUCAUCAGAGCACAUAAGCGAAGACCUCAGGGCGGCGCUCAACGCAUUCCUAUACCGCACCUCAGACCAGAGCAGUAGGAUCAUGCUAGUGCUGGCGUCGAACACGCCGCAGCAAUUCGAUUCCGCUAUCAACGAUCGUUUGGACAAAAUGAUCGAGUUUGGUCUGCCCGGUGUGGAGGAACGAGAGCGAUUGAUCAGGCUGUACUUUGACAAGUUUGUGCUAAAACCAGCUUCAGAGGGCAAGAGGAGGCUUAACGUAGAUCAGUUCGAUUACGGCGCCCUCUGCACUGAGCUGGCUAAGCGCACUGCGGGCAUGUCAGGUCGUGCGCUCUCGAAACUGGGCGUGGCCUGGCAAGCUGCUGCGUAUGCGUCGGAUGAUGGACGCCUAACGGAGCAGAUGUGCAUUGAGAUAUGCGACGAUGCGGUCAACGAUCACAGGCAGAAGAUGGAAUGGCUGUCAGCUGAAGAGAAAUCUCGGAGUAUGAUGCCGUACCUCUUAGACUUACCACCUCUUGACAAUGAGGCGGCCGUACGCAAAGUCAAGGAAACCAAAGUGAAAAAGACCCCAACCGUUGGUACAAAGCAAACAGAGGUCGACAAGUGA